Molecule: messenger RNA, 1722 nt
Organism: Manihot esculenta (cassava)
Lineage: Eukaryota; Viridiplantae; Streptophyta; Magnoliopsida; Malpighiales; Euphorbiaceae
Product: spermidine sinapoyl-CoA acyltransferase
Exons: 2
Coding region: 221-1561 (446 amino acids)
Source: RefSeq, a predicted model, not a curated record
CCACUUUUGACUCCACAAGCAUUAUUCAAAGCAAUGCUCUGUGUGUCUCUUGCAAAUUCAGUAUCUAUGGGAGUUGGUAGCCCGCAGUCCCAGGGUUGGUGGGAAACGACAAAUCCAGUUCAUUAAUAUAUUCAGAAGAAUCAGGACUGAUCACAUAAACAGAUUGCAGAUCCAUCACCCAACACCCAUCAAGAUUCAAGACGAAAAUCCAUCAAAGAAGAUGCAAGUUAAUAUCAAAGAAACUGCUUCAAUCCGUCCUUCAACUCCUCCCUUCUCGGAGAACCAUGUUCUUCCUCUUUCCCCUCUCGAUAUUGACCGCAACAUGAACGUUAUCUUCCGAUAUCUUCGUGUCUAUCUCAACAACGCCGCCGCCACCAACAGUAACCACCCAUUUAAUGUCAUCGCCUCCGCCAUUUCCUCCGCUCUAGUCCACUACUACCCUCUCACUGGUACUAUCCGCCGGCGACAGGUAGACAACCGCUUUGAAGUAUUCUGCUCUGGUGACCAAGGACUGCCUCUUAUCAAUGCAACGGUGAACUGCACGCUAGAGUCCCUUAACUACCUUGAUGACCCGGAAUCUGAUUUUGUGGAGCGGCUAGUGCCCGAUCCGAGUCCGGAUGAAGGGCUGGUCAACCCGUGUAUACUCCAAGUCACGACGUUCGAGUGCGGUGGAUUUACUCUGGGAGCUGCAAUACACCAUGCCUUGUGUGAUGGGCUUGGAGCCACCCAAUUUUUCAAUGUUGCGGCGGAGGUAGCGCGCGGGGUGGACCGGAUUUCUGUUCAACCGGUAUGGGAUAGGACGAGUUUGUUGAGUCCGAGAGACCCGCCCCAGAUCGAGGGAGCCGUGAGGGAGUUUCUGAGUUUGGAGAAAGGGUCUGAACCAUACGGCCAGGCGAUUGGCAAGGUUGCGAGGGUGUGUUUCACAGUGAAGGAGGAGUGGUUGGAUCGGCUCAAGAGUGUGCUGCUUGAGAAGAGUGGCUUAAAUUUCACCACGUUUGAGGCUUUGGGUGCAUUCUUGUGGCGAGCCAAGGUCAAGGCCUCAGGAAUUCCUAGUGAUGAGGUUGUGAAGUUCACAUACGCAAUGAAUAUACGAAGACUGGUAAAGCCACCAUUGCCUGCUGGCUACUGGGGCAAUGGUUGUGCUCCAAUGUAUGCACAGCUUCUUGCUAAAGAGCUAUUAGAGCAACCCAUUUGGAAAACAGCUGAGGUGAUAAAGAAGAGCAAAAUUAAUGCAACUGAUGAAUAUGUGAGAUCAUUUAUCGACUUCCAAGAAGUACAUUAUGCAGAUGGGAUUACAGCAGGCAACAGAGUGAGUGGAUUCACAGAUUGGAGACACUUAGGCCAUUCCACUGUGGAUUUCGGUUGGGGAGGUCCAGUUACUGUCUUCCCGCUCUCAACAAAACUGCUAGGAAGUGUUGAGCCUUGCUUUUUCUUGCCUUGCUCAUCAGCAAAUGCAGGCAAGAAAGAUGGGUUCAAGGUGUUAGUGACCUUGCAAGAGACUUCGGUGCUUGCUUUCAAGAAAGAGAUGGAGAAAUUUAGCAACCAAGAAUUUGAGCUUUGAUGAUUUUACACAUCAAAGUCCUUGUCUCUGUGAUGUUGUUUUAUCUGUAAUUUAUGCUAAACUGAGUGAAAAAUUGCAUAUUUGCACCACGGAGUUUGCUAAAAUUUGUGAAUUUGACUGCUUAAUUGGCAGAAUAAAGUGAAAGUGAGCUAAUGGCUAAA